GCCGUUGGUCGCCUCCCACGCCCCUUUCACUUCACACCACUCCACUUCUUCUUUCUUUCGUCCUCCUGCUCUCUCCUCCAGAUCUAUCCUUUCUCCGGCCAGCCACCGGAUUCCUCCUCCAUAUUCGAACGAUCGGUAAGUGAGAAGGGAUGAAAUCGUCGACACUGCGUCUUCUGCUCAUCUUCCUCACCCUCGUUCCUGUCCUCGCCGACGAAGGUCCGUACAUCGGCGUGAACGUCGGGACGGCGGUGUCGAACAUGCCGUCACCGACGAUGGUGGCGGCGCUUUUGAAGUCGCAGCAGAUCCGGCACGUCCGCCUCUACGACGCCGAUCCGGCGAUGCUGGCAGCCCUGGCUAAUACAGGCAUCAGCGUCGUCGUCUCUGUUCCCAACGAGCAGCUCCUAGCUGUGGGUCAGUCGAACGCAACCGCCGCCAACUGGGUCGCGCGCAAUGUCGUUGCUCACGUCCCCGCUGUCAAUAUCACUGCUGUCUCCGUCGGCUCCGAGGUUCUGACCGCCCUCCCCAAUGCUGCUCCCCUCCUUGUCCCCGCACUCCGCUAUAUCCACUCUGCCCUCGUCGCCGCCAAUCUCGACGGCGCCAUCAAGGUUUCUACUCCGCAUUCUUCCUCCAUCAUCCUCGACUCAUUCCCUCCAUCUCAGGCAUUCUUCAACCGCACUCUUGAGCCCGUAAUCGUUCCCAUGCUCAAGUUCCUCCGGUCCACUGGCUCCUACCUCAUGCUCAACGUCUACCCUUAUUACGACUAUCUGCAGUCCAAUGGGAUCAUUCCUUUGGACUAUGCACUCUUCCGCCCGCUCCCGCCGAACAAGGAGGCUGUCGACGCCAAUACUCUUCUACACUACACCAAUUUGUUCGACGCGGUGGUUGACGCCGCCUACUUCGCCAUGGCCUACCUCAACAUGACAAAUAUGCCGGUGGUCGUUAUGGAGUCUGGUUGGCCGCAUAAAGGCGACCCGACCACGGAGCCCGACGCCACCGUAGACAAUGCCGACACCUUCAACAGCAACCUCAUCCGCCAUGUGCUGAACAGCACUGGCACGCCCAAACACCCGGGGAUUUCGGUGCCUACCUACAUCUACGAGCUCUACGACGAGGAUCUUCGUCCGGGGGUGACGUCGGAGAAGUUCUGGGGGCUGUUUGACGCCACUGGCGUGCCGGUGUACAAUCUGCAUCUGGCGGGGUCCGGGGUGCUGCUGGCGAACGAUACUACGAACCAGACUUUUUGCGUGGCGAGGGAAGGUGCGGACACGAAGCUGCUGCAGGCGGCGCUCGACUGGGCGUGCGGGCCUGGAAAGGUAGAUUGCUCGGACUUGGUCCAAGGGAACUCCUGCUAUGAUCCUGAUACAGUGGAUGGGCACGCUUCUUAUGCAUUUAAUGAGUACUACCACGGGAUGGGGAUGGUAGCCGGGAGUUGCUACUUCAGCGGGGUUGCUGCCAUCACUACAACAGAUCCAAGCCAUGAUUCUUGUUUAUUCUCUGGAAGCGGUGGUCGGAACAGCACAAUUCUGAAUGGCACAUCACUGGCUCCUUCCUCCAACUCAACCUCGGCUACAUCCGACGCCGCAUAUCGUUUCUAUCAUGCCAAAGUCAUCAUUCAUAUCGUCCAAGCUCUAGUGUCGAGUCUGCUCUUUUUAUAGGCUGAAUCACAGAAACUCAUUGAUCUAAAUUGAGUUCUUGAUUGAUUGCCGGGGAAUGGUUGAUGGACAAGCUUCGAGUAACCUUACAAGGAAUUAUUUGCAUUUCACAUCCAAAUUUGUCAUUGUUGCUUUUCCUCCCAAUCCCCCUUUUCCUAUUGUUUUAUUGUAUCGGUGCAACUCUUUUGUAUAAAAGCCCAUUGUGUUCUUCCCUGUCGGCAGAGGCAAAGACAAGUUCAAUUAGAUUUCUUACAUCAAAAACAUGAUGGCUGAAGAGACUUGGUUACUAACCCAAUAGACUUUUAUGUAAGAUUUCUAUGGGCUUUUGCAGCGGUUUCCAGGAUAUUUGUAUUUUAGGAUGUACAGCAAGAGGCAGGCAGGAAGUGUUAAAGAAAGGGCAAGUAAAAGAUAUGAAUGAUGUCACGAG
This is a messenger RNA of Zingiber officinale, 2079 nucleotides long. Its product is annotated as glucan endo-1,3-beta-glucosidase 3-like. Gene Ontology annotation, cellular component: plasma membrane. The coding region runs from base 150 to 1655 and encodes 501 amino acids. The record is from RefSeq and is a predicted model, not a curated record. NCBI's taxonomy places the organism in Eukaryota, Viridiplantae, Streptophyta, Magnoliopsida, Zingiberales, Zingiberaceae. Gene Ontology annotation, biological process: carbohydrate metabolic process. Gene Ontology annotation, molecular function: hydrolase activity, hydrolyzing O-glycosyl compounds. The transcript has 4 exons.